This is a messenger RNA of Lontra canadensis (Northern American river otter), 3350 nucleotides long. RefSeq names its product nectin cell adhesion molecule 3 (gene NECTIN3). Lineage: Eukaryota; Metazoa; Chordata; Mammalia; Carnivora; Mustelidae. The record is from RefSeq and is a predicted model, not a curated record. The transcript has 11 exons. Gene Ontology annotation, cellular component: adherens junction; apical junction complex. Gene Ontology annotation, biological process: heterophilic cell-cell adhesion; symbiont entry into host cell; homophilic cell-cell adhesion. Bases 130 to 1743 code for a protein of 537 amino acids.
AGAGACAGAGAGAGAGAAAGAGAAAGAAAGAGAGAGAGGAUGGAGGAAGAAAGGUACUAAACCGAGCACUGGGAGAGAGGAUGCGAGGCGCAAGUUGAGAAAGAAAAAAGAGCGGCAGGCAGGGGUAGAAUGGUGUAUAGCUUUGUAGGUGCCUUAGCUGGGCCAAUUAUUGUGGAGCCACAUGUUACAGCAGUAUGGGGAAAGAAUGUUUCAUUGAAGUGUUUAAUUGAAGUAAAUGAAACUAUAACACAAAUUUCAUGGGAGAAGAUCCAUGGCAAAAGUUCACAGACUGUUGCAGUUCAUCAUCCUCAGUAUGGAUUCUCUGUUCAAGGAGAAUAUCAGGGAAGAGUCUUAUUUAAAAACUAUUCACUUAAUGAUGCGACAAUUACUCUACAUAACAUAGGAUUUUCUGAUUCUGGAAAAUACAUAUGCAAAGCUGUUACAUUCCCGCUUGGAAAUGCUCAAUCCUCUACAACUGUAACUGUAUUAGUUGAACCCACUGUGAGCCUGAUAAAAGGGCCAGAUUCUUUAAUUGAUGGAGGAAAUGAAACUGUAGCGGCCAUCUGUAUCGCAGCCACUGGAAAACCAGUUGCACAUAUUGACUGGGAAGGUGAUCUUGGUGAAAUGGAAUCCACUACAACUUCUUUUCCAAAUGAAACGGCAACAAUUGUCAGCCAGUACAAGCUGUUUCCAACCAGAUUUGCUAGAGGAAGGCGGAUUACCUGUGUUGUAAAACAUCCAGCCUUGGAAAAGGACAUCCGAUAUUCUUUCAUAUUAGAUAUACAGUAUGCUCCAGAAGUUUCAGUGACAGGCUAUGAUGGGAAUUGGUUUGUAGGAAGAAAAGGUGUUAAUCUCAAGUGUAAUGCUGAUGCAAAUCCACCACCCUUCAAAUCUGUGUGGAGCAGGUUGGAUGGACAAUGGCCUGAUGGUUUAUUGGCUUCAGACAAUACUCUUCAUUUUGUCCAUCCAUUGACUUUCAAUUAUUCUGGUGUUUAUGUCUGUAAAGUGACCAAUUCCCUUGGUCAAAGAAGUGAUCAAAAGGUCAUCUACAUUUCAGAUGUCCCAUUUAAGCAGACCUCUUCCAUAGCCGUAGCUGGAGCUGUAAUUGGAGCUGUCCUUGCUCUUUUCAUCAUUGCUGUCUUUGUGACUGUCCUGCUGACUCCUCGAAAAAAGAGACCAUCCUAUCUUGACAAAGUGAUCGACCUUCCACCCACACAUAAACCACCUCCCAUGUAUGAAGAACGAUCUCCCCCCUUGCCUCAAAAAGACCUUCUAUAUCAGCACUGUCCCUCUUGGCUUACAGAGAAGAGCCACCACAGGACUCUUCAAGGAUGCCAGAGCGCCCCUCAUGAAUGCAUUUCAUGCAGAAGUUGGUCAAGAAAUGUUCUCAGGAUGCACCUGCCAGCAUGGCAAAUUCAGGACAGCACGUUUUCUUAUGUAGCAGCUCAAGAUUCAAAGAUACAAGGCAAGAUGCUGACACAGACUCCACCUCUUACUGCGACCGAACACUUGCCUUUGCAGACUCAGUUCAAAGAAAGGGAGGUUGGAGGUCUCCAGCACUCUAAUGGACUAAAGAGCAGGAGAUUGGACUAUGAAGAUGAGAGCCUCGUGGGGGAAGAUGGGAUUCAACAGAUGUACCCCCGUUACAGUCAGAUAUGCUACCAAGACCGGAGUCCUGGCAAACAUCGUCAAAGCAACGAGCCUGAGAGAGCCUACAUCAACCCACGAGAACAUUACGUGUGAUUUCCCUCUCUUUCCAGCGGAUGUCCUGACAAAUGUUUUAUCUUAGAUUGGGGAAAGAAACUGAGGUCAAUGGUUAUCAUUUUAUUCUCUCUCGUAUAAAACAAUCUCAGUUUACCUGUAUCAGAAGUCGUGAUGAAUAGCUUGGAGCCAAUAGCCAAUUUCUUUCCUUCCUUAAGAGUUUCUUAGCCACCAGCUGUGUUUGUGAACUUGACAAUAGCUUGUGUGUUUCUGUGAUGAUAGUGUUUAACCACUAAUAUUUGGCCUACGACGGCAUGUUCAUUAAACGUAGAACAUCUGCCUGUGAUGGCAGCAGUGAUUCUCCAGAAAGAAAGGCCCCAGCUGGGACUGUUAAUCUGGCUGAGUCUUAGGAAGGCCAGCCUGUUCAUCUGUAACUCAAAUGAACAGAAAAAAAAGUUCAGAAUCCAUCUCCCUAAUUAUUUCACUGGGACGUGGCUUUCCCUAACAUGCUUAAUGCAAUUACAGUACCUGUGCAAACAGGAGGCCUGAGGAAAGAGGCAAAAUUUGCUUUUUAUCCAAAAACAAAUACGACAACAAAAAAGCAGUUGAAACCCUCAAGCCUGUUGGUUGCUUUGAAAGUCUUGUGAUAACUGCCAUCUGUGUUCUUUCUUGAUUGCUAAGGUCCUGAGGGACACAUGUUUUGUGCUGUUCUCUGCCUAGUCUGGAUUAGCUGCUUGCUCACCAAGGUUCUGCUCUGUUCCCACACUUCUGUUCUUUCCUAGCCAGAUUAGCCUGUUUCCCACCUAUUCCAUUCUAAAAGCCUUGUCUAAGUGGUGGACAGACUUGAGCCCUGUCCCUCUUUUCUGUAGUAUUGUCUAUGACAAGCUCAGCUUUGCCUUCUGAAAUUCCUGUCAAACUAAUCCUAUCCACAAAGGCUUCCACUGUACCACGCUUCUUCAGACUGCUUCUCAUCCAAGUUUUAUCUACCUCAGAAAAGCCUGCUGGAAAAUCACCGUGAAAUAACUCCUGCUCUUAAAAGCCAGGUAGAAAAUGUGAAAAAAAAAAUUUUUUAAAGUGCCACUUCAGUAUGGCCUAUAUGCUCGACCCCCAUGUUGUCCUUGAUCCUCCCACCCUCUUUUACCUGAUCAAGAACAAGAGCGAAGGGAUGCCAAAAAUCGAAUUGUGUAGUGACUGACUUAGCAGUGCAACACUCUGGUGCCUGCAAACAGCCAUCUUGAGUUUUCUCACCCCCUUUGCCAACGUAGCCUCACUGAGAUUGAAGGUAGUGAAUAUCGUGGUGUGAGCAGAGGAGGGGGCCCAGGUACCCUCACAAAUGUCCAUCACUCCCCUUGCAUGUUAAGGGAAGUGUUGUUUUCCUGCGUGUUCGGGAAGAUGAGAGGUAUGUCACAGAUAUGAAAAACACCACAGACUUGCCGUAUAGUAGGAAAGAAUGACAUAAGUACUAAUAAAAGAGUUCACGCUUCCAACCGAAGUUUCCGGGGUAGAGGGGAACAGUAGACUAUGAAUAUAGACUUCAAAUGAGAUACCAAAGAUACCUUGUGAUUCAUGUGCCUGCUCUGGUUCCUGCUUGUGUGUUUGUCUCUUUUUUCUAGGUCCCACGCCCGUUCAGACAAGUUAUCCAGGUUAUU